GCUUACGGUAUGGGAAAAAUAACAGACGAUGCUUAUCUGUUAUCUGUGAUAAAUACUAAAUUAUUUAUAUCUAGAUCUGAAUGACAUAGCUUUAUAGCAAGUUAUAUUUAAAGUGAAUGAUGAUAUGGUUGUUGAAAGCAUACCAGCAUGCGCUGAAAGUGCAUCCUAUCCGAACGGCAGCAAUUUCUGCAGGUACCCUCUUGUCUGCAGGGGAUGUCCUUGCCCAAUUAGUGGUUGAAAAAAGGCCCCUUGAAAUGUACAAUGUAAAGAGAACAAUUAGAUUUGCUAUAUUUGGUACCUUUUUUGGCGGACCAAUGUUUAGUGUAUGGUACUCAACUCUAGCCAGGAAACUAGGUCAUACCAAAUAUGCUGCUCUGAAAAUGGUUGCCUGUGAUCAGUUGUUAUUUGCUCCACCAUUUAUUGCCUAUUUUCUUAUUGUGAUGGAAUUAAUGAAAGGAGAGGGUUUGCAGGAUAUUAAACUAAAACUACAAGACGAUUAUGGGGAUGUAAUGAAAACAAAUUAUAAGAUUUGGCCAGCUGUACAGGCGAUGAAUUUCACAUUUGUACCAGUGCAUUACAGAGUUUUAGUCGUAAAUUUGGUAUCCGUGGGAUGGAACACGUACCUAGCGUGGAAAGUAGAACUAGUUCACCCGCAUCCAGAGCUCGCAAUGAAGAAAACCUCAGAAAAGGUGAUUGUUGCCGCAGUCAAAGAAAAGAGUGUGAAAAUCUCGGAAACUUCUCUUUGAUGAUUUCUCUUGGUUAGGAAGACCUCUUUUUAUAGUUGAUAUUGGUAGAUGAAUCUCUUUGAAUUGAAUGGGAUUACAAGCUUCAUUUUAAAAUUGCACCAGUGUUUAUUCAGAGGCCUUAUCUUUACGAAUUAUAUUAAUUCUAUAUGUUGUGUAACAUUUUAAAUAUUUUUGUAUGCCUUGUUUGUUUACCUCCUAGAGGUAAUUUUAGUUUUUGUUUUUUCAAGUGCUCUUUACUUUUUGUUUUACUUCGGACACAAGAAAAAAUAGUAGAACAUUAAAAUUUGUUGCUCAAUGGAACACUGUGGAAUGCUCAGUGGAAAACUGUGGUAAAGUCCAGUGGAAUAGGCAGUUGAACACUGGUUCAAUAUCCAGUAGAAUAUUUACAAUUAACUGUGAUAACUCUGAGGAAUAUAUGCUAUGCCGGUACACUUUGGUAGCUAUAUUGACUUUUGUUUAAUUAAGACUAACGUAUAAACUUUAAGUAAUUAACUUAAAUACUUUUAUCGCAGAAAUUUAUUGAAAUCUUAAUAUAAAAAUGUUAAUGAUUUAUCUUAAUGGAGAUAAAGAAAGCCACUUGUUUAAGUUUUUACAUGAUUUUAUUGUUUUGAUUGCUAUU
Messenger RNA from Ruditapes philippinarum (Manila clam), 1365 nucleotides. RefSeq names its product protein Mpv17-like. The record is from RefSeq and is a predicted model, not a curated record. Bases 117 to 746 code for a protein of 209 amino acids. The transcript is spliced from 8 exons. Lineage: Eukaryota; Metazoa; Mollusca; Bivalvia; Venerida; Veneridae. Gene Ontology annotation, cellular component: cytoplasm; membrane.